This is a messenger RNA of Ctenopharyngodon idella (grass carp), 9004 nucleotides long. RefSeq names its product centrosomal protein 192 (gene cep192). Gene Ontology annotation, molecular function: protein kinase binding. The coding region runs from base 240 to 8435 and encodes 2731 amino acids. Gene Ontology annotation, biological process: centrosome duplication; centrosome-templated microtubule nucleation; mitotic spindle assembly. Lineage: Eukaryota; Metazoa; Chordata; Actinopteri; Cypriniformes; Xenocyprididae. The record is from RefSeq and is a predicted model, not a curated record. The transcript has 48 exons. Gene Ontology annotation, cellular component: centriole; pericentriolar material; cytoplasm.
CCCGCCCAUGCAAAGAGAAACCUAGAGGCGGGAUUCUACCGUAAUGGCUUCACUUCAUCUUUAUACUUCGAUAAACUCUUUUCAGAAAGCGGGGAAGCUGCUAUAAAGGCAACGUUUCUUCUUAUUAUACGGAUUAUUAGUGCUGUGUUUGUAUGAAGUAGUUGAAUUAACUUCAUUUAGAAGGCACAAGUGGCGCUUUUCUCCUCAUGUCACUCCUCAUGUGCUGAAGCCCUGUGUCAAUGAGUCACACAGACAUGGAGAACUUCCAAAACAUUGAGGAUGAGCCAUUUCCCAGCUUCCUUUCAAACGCCUCGCUGGGCAGUAGUGGCCGCACCACUCUCGGCAACGUGACACUGGGCUCUACACUCGGGAUGCCCAUGGCAGCCUCUACUGUGGCUAAAAUUAGACCUCCAGUAGACAACAGAGUUACUGAUGUCCAAGCAUCAUAUUUAGAGGAUGGACAAUUUUCACUCAUGCAUUCCCAGGGGUCAGAUGGAGGCAGGGAAAAAUUUGUUCUGAGCCUCAAAGAAGAUUUAGACAAUAUGGAUGACUUUAUUGCUGUGAGUCGGUUCUCUGACCUACUGGUGAAUGUUAAUUUAGAUGAAACAGAAUCUGCUUCUGUUUCCAAAACAUCAGGAAGGUUGGCUCCAACUCUUGUGUCAGGUUCUGUUCCUCUUCGGACUACAGACCUCUCAACUGGUCUACUCUCAUUCUCUCAUAUUGGAGACAAAGAAACAGUGGCAGCUCAGACCACAGUGCUUCCAGUGAUGGAGGAAGAGGAGGGCUCUGCCAGUGAAGGGGCAGACAGUGAAAGGUGCAGUGGCAGCAUCGCCAGCUUCCUGGCCAAUGAGAAACUGAUGUCUCUGGACAGCAUGGACAGUGAUAUCACUGAUGAUGAUAUUGAUGUGAACCAACUCCAUGAUGAGGAACUGGAGCUGUACUUCAACAAGUUGAUGCCACCUGCAAUGCAGAGAGGCCAUGUGGAAGGACAAGAAAUCCCUGUUGAGUUGCCGUCCAGUUCAUCUCAACCCACCUCUACUGAACCAGAAAGGAACAGACACAGCUUCAAUGAUGACUAUGACCAAAGGGAAUUUCACAUGCCUGAUGUACGUCUGGCAGCAACAGGUAUGGAUUCUUGUCCUGCAAGUGAUGAAGAAGAUACAGAGGAUGAGCUAGAGGCUUUACAGAACCGGAGCAGAGCAAGAUUCCUCCUACCCAGUACCUCCAGACAACCGGUUGGGGAGAGCCAUCGACCUCAUUUUCGACCAGGGUUGGAAGGAGGGAGCUCUGAUGAUGAAUUACAGACUGCAGGGAGGAACACUGACACCAGGACAGGCAUUGAGCACCGCUGCUCAGCAGAAGGACAGGUCAUCAACUCGCCUAUUACUGGUGAUGGAGGAGGAGGAGAUGGGAGUAGUGGGAGUGAUGAGGAGGGAAAUGAUGGAGGUGUAUCUACCAAUCCUUUGCCUCCCACCACCGUCCAAAGUACCUAUGAUGUGCUGCGUGGCCUGGGCAUCGUGGGUGGGAGCGGAGAGACCGGAGAUGAUGAUCAGCUUCAGUCUUUGCUAAGCAGAUCGGGCAUGAUUAUGCAUGGCCAGAUGGGUGACCGUGUUGGUCCAGUUGGCACAGGGGAGGCUGGUCAUACUGCUGUGGCAUCUGGACCUGCCAGUCGAUGCCCAGUCAAUUGGAGCAUGAGUCUGGACCGAAAGGAGGCUCUUGAUGCAAUGGAUAACCCAGCAGAAGUUCACCUGGACUCUAUAUACUUGAGGGCAGGUGCUGGUCACAACCCUCAGGACAUUUCUGCCUCAGUCAGCCCCAUCCUUCAGGGCACCCAGAGCAGUUUCCACCUCUCUCAGAUUCUUCAGGAAUCGCAUAAUAAAACAGAGCAAGGGGUCGACAUGGGCCACACUGUGGAUCUCGGUACCCUGGGCCUACGUGGUGGCCCUUGUGGGGAUUCUCAAGGUCUCAACAAGGAGCAGAGCUCCAACAGUAAAGAUGAUCAACCUGGAGAGUCUCUGGAUGCUAGGUACCUUUCCCAGAGCUUUAAUGAGAAUCAUGAGGAACAUAAUGAUAUUUGGAGUCACAAACCAGAUAAUGUGGAGCAUGAGUUACAGCAAGGCGCAAAUGCCACUCAUAGCGUGGUCUACCAGAAUGAAGAGGGAAAGUGGGUCACUGAUUUGGCCUAUUACUCUUCCUUUGAGAAGGAAAUGGAGGCCAAUAUGCCUGAGGAAGUUGCUGUGCAGUUCCAGUCUGAAGAUUUUCUUGCUGGAAGCCAGGCCAUGGACAAGAUAAUUGAGGAUCAGGAGGAGUUUGAAAAGGAGCACCGGUUUAUGCAGGAAGAGCAGAUUCAAGCUGUAAAUAUGAGUGAAGUGCUGGGAGACACCUCUUGGAAAGCUCAAACAAGUAGCAACAUCCUUAUGAGGGCCUCCCAGGUCUCCUCUGAACUCGAAGCUGGGAACCAAAGUUAUCUGCGCAUUUCACUGGGAGAGUUUUUUCAGAGGCGCUCUGAAGCUCUGGGGUGUCUUGGCAGUAGUGAAGAGGACAAUGUUAAGAGGCCAUCUUUUGGAUACUUCAUUACUUCUCCUGAGAAGAGGGAACCUUUUGCAUUACUCCGGCCCUCAGAUUUGUUCUCCAGAGGAAGCUCCAUCCACACUGAGACAGUUCAGCAAAGUGAUGCUGAUGAGACUCUUAAUCCAGAGGAUCUAGAUAAGACUCUUGAGCCCAACACAGCUGAAGCUGCACAUGAGAAUAAUGUGCAACCACAAACAAAUGAGGGGCAUGUUUCCCAGAUAUCUGCACAAUAUGAAGAUAAGGAGGCAUCUGGCCAUAGUUCAGAAUCUCCCAACUCCAGCAGCAACCUUAUGCUCAGCAUCAGUACAAUUGCUUCUGCAAUUGCUGAUGCCUCCAUCAGCUCAGAUCCAGCCCAGCUUGCUGCCAUGAUCAUGGAGCUAUCCAAACGGAGCCGCUCUAAAAGCCGCCAGCAAGUAGCAGAAGAGUCGAAUAUCAGUCCUUUAGCAGCCUUAAAUCAGAAUGGUCUAUUGGAGGAACUGCAGAAGACCACAUCAGUGGGAGACCUUAGUACUCCCGACAUGGAGAAAUACCUGAAAAGGGCUGAGGUCUCAAGUAGCGACAGUGAUGGAUCUACUUCACAGUCCUGCUUGGACAUCCUCACUUUGGCUGAUAGUUCAGCCAGUUCUAACAAGCAGACUCAACAGCAGUUGGUGCCUCUGGAAAAUGGAACCACUCAAAGAAAUGAAGAGCAUUCAGUUAUGAAAGAGCAAGCUGAAAACAAAACAUGUCAGGUUCUGGCAGGUAAAGCAUCCAAACAAACGGGGGAUACUUAUGUUGCAUCACUAAAUCCAAGGUCAGAUGCCAAACGAAGUGCAAUUCCUCGACCUAAGUCAAGCAGUUUACCAACUGCCACUGCCACUGCGCAUCCUGCCAAAAGAUCUUUAGGCUCUGGCCAGUCAACAUCUUCCACAUCCUUUAAAUCAAAACCUGCCGAUUUAAAAUCUGGCCUUGAGAAAAACAAAAAUGACUAUCGUGCAACACCAUCCACCAAUAAAAGUCUCUCUGAAACCAGGAUCAAAAUGGGAACAGCUCGACCACAAGUAGCAAGCAGUUCCACCACAAGUAACCGCCAAUCUCUGAAAGGUGAUGGGUCCAUGUCAACUCCUGCUUUUGGCCCAAAGACCUCACCUGGCCUUCGAAGUGGUGGCCGCUCAGAGCUAUCGUCAUUGAAGACCUCCCCACACAAACCCAAGGCAACAGGAGGCCGGACAGACAAACCUGUUAUUAACCAGGCACGAUCACCCAGAAGCCCUAAAGCCGCUCAGUCUGUUUCAAAAGAGAAAAUUGCAGCUGUUGAUCGUCAGGAUUCACUGCCAACAACACAGGAAAAAUUUGGCUCACCCGAGAGCGGCGCCCCUGGUGUUGUGGAGGUCACCCAUUGUAAUUUCAGACCGUCCACCUCCCCUCUUACCCACUCCAGUCCAAGCCAGGCCUCCAUUCCAAGUGGAUAUGGGGAGAUGUCUCCAUGUUCACCCGGUAGUGGGAAGGCUGCUGGAGAUCCUAGUUCCCCACAGUCUCCUUGUUCAAGCCCAACUCUCAGCAGGCUGACUUACCUUUCCAUUAAUGAGAACACUUGCAUGCCCACCCCUGAUCACCACAAGAAAAACACCUCAAUGGCUUUAAGCACCACUAUAAUCAGAGCCAGCCCAACUCCUCCAGUGGAGCCAUUUGAUAAUGGAAAUGUUUUGAGUUCUUCAAAGAGUCCUGAACCUCUUUGCCACUCUGAAGUUCCAGGCCUCAAUCAAAAGACCUCAGAACUGGGCUCACGUAGCCAAAGUGAGAGUGACUUCCAUAAAGAAAAAAAUGGACACCCUAAGGGCAACCGCCAGUCUGAGCCUAGGCCGAGGUUGUACACUCAAGGGGAUUCUGGGUACUCAAGCAAACUAAACAUUCAGCAUCCACCUGGAACAGCCACAGAACCAGCGCACCAAUUGUUGCCUCAUGUCUUGGGGUCUGGGUCUUGUUUUGGUGUUGCGGAUGACUUGACAUAUGGGCCAGUUCCGAGCUACAGCUCUCAGGGUGCCCUGUCAAACCUUCCCAGCCACCUUACAGGAUGUUCCCUCUUCAGUUCCCAAAUGGCACAGCAGUAUCUGAGCUCAGAGGGUCCUCUACAUGCUCCUUCCUAUCAGAUUGGAGGGCCAUCUGGUUUGUAUGGAGUAUCAGCUGCAAUGUCUGCUGCAAACCCAUCUAUCGGACAUAUGCAUGUCCCUGGAUCUACAAGUCUUCAGUCUGGUUACCUUAACUCUGGUCAACAACAUCCUCCUCAUUAUCCAGUCAGCAAGACCUAUGGACAGCCAAGUGUUGGGUCAUGGGCCGCACGAGAUAUGGGAGACCUUAGAACUCAAGUGAUGGUUCCAAAUGAGCUGAAGUUUCCCAGUUCUUGCUGUGUGGGAAUUGCCUCUCAGACGUCCCUCAACAUCUUCAACCCUUCUGAGCGCUGGCAGCAAGUUUCCAUCUCCAUCACAAGCUUAUCCAUUGAUGGAGAGAAGGUGGAGUCUCUCCCAUUCCAGUGGCUCAUAGUAAAGAAUAAGACAAUAAUUGGACCCAAAUGUACAGAAGAACAGAAGGUUUUGUUCAUAGCUCCAAGGGCUGGACUGUAUCAGUGUACUCUCAGUGUGGCAUCCUGGCCUGCAUCUGCAGAAACAGAGGUGGUGGCUCACGCCGAAGUCUUUGCCAAGAAAGUGGUGCUGAUCGCUGUGGCUGAGAACCCUUCAAUAGAGGUGGACGUUGGAAAGACAGGCUGUCUGGACUUCGGGGAUCUGGCAGGGGGGAGUACUAAGGCCCUGCCACUCAAACUGGUCAACAGGACUCAUGCCACUGUGCCUAUUCGACUGGUUAUCAGCGCGAAUGCAUCAGCUUGGCAUUGUUUCGGCUUCUCUAAGAGCCCGGUUGCCAUGAGCACAGACGGUUCCCUUCAUUCUGGCUCAACCCUGACUUCACUUUCUACUUCAUCAGUCAUAAACCAUGUGCUGCAUGCCAGUUAUUCAGAGAAUCAAGAAAGCUUCUUGGUGUGGAUUCAUUUCAGUGCCCCUCAGAAGUACAAUUCAAGUUCAGGUGAGUUGGGGCCAGCCGAUGAAUACAGUGCACGGGUGGAUAUUGAGGUGGACAGUCCAGGCCCCAGUCAUGUGAUCCAGAGUGUAGCCCUGAGGGCAAGGUCAGGCACUCCCAGAGUGCAUGCUCCCAAAGACCUACAGACGGUGUGUCUUCAGGCUCCUUUGGGGCAGACUGCAAAGCAGACUCUUCCAUUAAAGAAUGCGGGCAACAUUGAUGUUCUGCUCAGACUAAAGAGUGCUAAUGGUGACGGCUGUUUCACUGUGAGGCCAGAGGAACUGGCUCUGAAAGCUGGAGAGGAGCAAGGCGUAGUGGUCUCUUUCACUGCCCAGGACACACAAAAGCGCAAGGAAAGCAUGUUGUCGAUUCUGGUUCUACCCAGUGGACCUCAGUAUGAGGUGAUGUUGAAAGGAGAGAUGGUCCAGGGAGUUUCUGGGAAAGUGGCAUCCCUACCUGCUGUAUUAUCACAGGCUGAAGUCCCACCCAUCCUCUCCAACAAACAGUUCAUGGCAUGGGGAGGAGUUACUUUGGGCAGAGCAGUGCAACAGAAACUGGUGCUAAGGAACAAUUCACCCACUACAUCACAGCAACUCAGACUUCUCAUCAGGGGUCAAGACCAAGAUUGUUUCCAGCUGCAGAGUUCAUUCGGCCCAGAUGAGCGACUGACACGUAACAGAGAGCUGUCAAUCAAACCUAAAGAGGAUGUGACUGUUCAUCUGCUCUUUGCUCCCACUCGCGUUGCCUCCAUGCUGGCCAAACUGGAGAUUAAGCAGUCUGCUGCACGUGCCUCCCAGCCUGGGGUCAAAUUCACUAUCCCUUUGUCGGGAUAUGGCGGCACAAGUAACGUGAUCCUGGAGGAGUUGAGGAAACGUUCAGAUGGCUAUGUGGCCACGCUGGGUGGAGUUCAGGCUGGCCGUGUCAGUAAACUCUGCGUGUGCGUGCGGAACACGGGCUCACGUGCUGCCUUCGUAAAAGCAGUACCCUACAGCAAUCUUCAGAAUCGAGCUGUCAUGGACUCGACCAUUAUUAGCUUGUCCCCUUCACAGUUCGUCCUGAAAGAGAGAACGCAGGAGGUGAUCACAAUAGCGAUGAAGGCUUCACGCAGAGAGCAGGCUCUCUGUCAGUCCGGUGCUGCUCUCCUUGCCACUGUCUGCCUGUUCUGUGGGGACGAGGUCUCUCGACAACAGUUCAGGAAGUUAUUACAAAUCAAACCAGAAGCAGGGAAUAAAGUACUGUCUGAGAACAGCCUAUUGAAGAGUAUCCCCUUUGAUGAAAUGUUCCUUGGAGAGGAGCAGGUUCAGGAGGCCUAUGAUCUGCCUCAGAGGCCAAAUGAAGCUCAAAUUUUCUAUGGCAACAUGAGCAAAGUGAUGUUGUCACUGUUUGGCACUAUGGAAAUGUCAGACUCUGGAGAGAGUGACCAUAUGGAGUCCAUCAGACCUUCACAACGGCACGCUUCUGAAUCAGACAGUUCUCCACGCAGCGGUUUGGGGUCAUCGGGCCGUUACAUCAGUAAUGUUUCUCUGGACGUGCUGCCAGUCAAAGGUCCUCCAUUGAGCCCAUCAGAACCUGUGCUGACACAAACAGAGCUGAACCUGAAGAACGCCUGGAGCAUCAAGCCUGAACAGCUGGUUCUCACUGCACCCACUAUCAACAGUGCGGCUGACACCAGGCAUGUGCAAAUACUGAACCGCUCAAACAGAGAGCUGAGCUUUGAGCUGUCCUGGCCUGCCCACUGCCUUACCAUCACCCCACAGCACGGAGUCAUUGAACCUCAGAGCCAUUUGCAAAUCCUCAUCAGUCCCAAUCCAUCUCUGGCAUCCAAAUCCUCCAUGCUGCCCUGGAGUGGGCAGAUCUAUGUGCAAUGUGAUAAUCAACAGAAGUCCAUUAAAGUCCAGAUCAGGCAGGAUCUGGCCAUGGAUGUCUCUGCCACUAGCUGUGCCAUGGACCGCUCUUUAUGCCCACUACCCCCUCAGGCUGAGACCCCUACUGUACCAGGACAGAAACCUCAGAGCAGCAGCGCCCAACCUCAGGUUGAGAUCAAGAACCGAACCUUGGUCUUCCCACCCACUGCCUCUGGAGAGUCAUCAGAAUGUUCUCUGGAUGUGGAGAAUCAUGGAGAGGAGGUGAGGUGGUACCUCUCUUCAUUUGCACCUCCAUACGUGAAGGGUGUCGAUAGCAGUGGAGAUGUUUAUCGUGCCACAUACUCUGCCUUCAGAUGUGAGAAGGUAUCUGGGACUUUAGGGAUUCAAGAGAGGAUGAAGGUUCCAAUCACUUUCCUCCCACGUGACCGAGGAGAUUAUGCCCAAUUUUGGGAUUUGGAAUGCCACCCAGCAGCCAAACCUCAGCACAAGAGCCGUGUUCGCUUUCAGCUGUGCGGCACUGGCAUAAGAGCAGGAGAAGGAUCGAGUGUUAAAGAAAAUUGCUCCUUGGUGAAAACAGAAGCCACUGUGAAGAACAGGAAGAGACUGGAGUCUGCAGGCUCAAAGACAGGAUCUUCAACUGAGACCCAAAAGAGGGGAGUUUAUGCACCCCAAAGUCUGUACACAUUUCCUGCCACACGUGUGGGCUUCACCAGCACGCUGAAGGUUAACUUCAGAAACAACUCCUCCAACACACAUGAGCUAAAAUUCAUAAGUCCUAAAGAGCCUUUCCACAUCAAGCAUUCAAAUUAUUCUCUAAGAUCACAACACUACAUCAACCUCCCUGUGCAGUUCGUGCCGGCCGCUGCAGGCCAGUUUUCCGGCAUGCUACUCGUACAGACGGACACAGACGCUAAACUCGCCAUAGAGCUCAGUGGAGAAGCCUUGCCAUAAAGACCUGCUCAACAUACCCGCUCACCGCCAGCAGAGGCCACUGUAAGACGAAGCUAAUAAUGAAGAGACCUACUUGAACAUUUUUUUUUCUUCUAAACGCUUUGCAAAAGAAUGUCAAGCUUUGUGUUUUUCCCCCACCCUUUGUUUUUACAGUUGUCAACUAUCAUCAUUAUACUUGCAUUCUUUUAGAUACAAGCACCAUGCAAUAUGGAUAUUAUAUAUCCAGCAUCACAACUCAACACUUGUCAUUAUUUUUGUGUUUGCCACAGUUUAUCACCUUUGUAUCACUGAUGUAAUGUCUGAAUCAGUUUUCCUGCCAUUUUCUACCUUGUUGGAAGGAUUUGUUUUAUUUUUGUGUAACUGUUAACAUGAGCUCACCUGUUGAUAGAAGUGUUCACAUAAUGAGGCUGGACAAAUAUUUUGAAGAAAGAUCUGCAUCACCAUUAGUUAAAGAUUGCACAUGCUCUGUACAGCACAAAAACCAUUUUAUGUAUUUUUUUUGUUGUCUGUGUGCGUGUCGUAGGUAUUUAUUUUAAAUCAGUUCUUGAUAAAUAAAAAAAUUAAUUUUA